AUGCCGAAUGGAAUAUCCGAUCCAGAAUCGAGAAUCCAACACCUUACCGGCUUUCCAUCUCUUGCGCACUUCGUUGCAAGUGACCGAGAUCGCACGACGCUAUUGUACAAACGUUUUGACGAGCUUGCUGCCAGAAAUCUGCUCUACUUGCAAAGUGAGCUCGCAGAGCUUGAGGCAAAACAACGCGCGUUCGACCAACAAGACCUUAUAGCCGACCUUGAGACAAAGCAGUGUGCUCGGAAUUUCGCAGACUUCCAGAAAGCAGCGCAGGCAAAACAUACUAUACAAGAAGAGCGAUGGCAGCUGAUGAGAGAAAUCCGCGAGAAGCUGAAAGAAUACCGAGAGGCGUUGUUGUUCGAGAGUACUUUAGCAACACUUCCAAGACCACCGAAAGGAGUUUUGCGUGCCUUUCGAAGUGUAUUCUACAACGAAAGCUAUGGCAAAAGCGAAGCUUUUCCUACCCUUGGUGGACACAGCGCUGGGUUGUACGAUGACAUCGACGACCUUGUCGCAUUACGAGUGCAUGAUGACCAAGACCGGCUGACCAUCUUUGCACAGAAGCAUCUAGCCUUCCUAUUUCCAGAUCGCAAACGUUCAGGAAACGGUAUUGCGUACGCUUCCGACCGCGCCAUCAGCUCUUUCGUGGCCUGGUUCAGCACAUUCCUUGCAGCACUCCUCCUCAUUGGCGCCAUUGUCGUGCUUUACAAAGUGACGUCUCCGAACUGGAGACUGGGCUUGAUAGCAACUUUCACCAGCUUGUUCGCUGGUAGCGUAGGUCUCUUAACGAAUGCGCGAAGAGCGGAACUGUUCGCGGCAACAGCAGCAUACGCAGCGGUCCUCGUAGUCUUCGUAAGCGGAGAUCUAGGAAACAGUCAAUCAAGCACGGCGCCACCAGGCUAG
Molecule: messenger RNA, 900 nt
Organism: Alternaria postmessia
Lineage: Eukaryota; Fungi; Ascomycota; Dothideomycetes; Pleosporales; Pleosporaceae
Exons: 2
Coding region: 1-900 (299 amino acids)
Source: RefSeq, a predicted model, not a curated record